This is a messenger RNA of Knipowitschia caucasica, 291 nucleotides long. The record is from the annotation of a GenBank genome assembly. NCBI's taxonomy places the organism in Eukaryota, Metazoa, Chordata, Actinopteri, Gobiiformes, Gobiidae.
AUGAGGCCGAAAAAGGCAGAAAACGACGCGGUGCUGCGGCUCACCUCACACCGGCGGCGGGGACCUUCCUCCCGGGUGAGAGAGGUGGAAAUGCAGCUGUUUAGUGUGAAUUCUCCAGGACGUGAGGAGAGCUGGUAUCUGGGAGAGGCCCACGACCUCCCCGCUCUCCGCGUCUCCUCCGCAGACACCUGUGGAGCAGACUCCCGACGGACGUGGAGAGUUUCGGGCCAAAUGUUUGAAGCACAGACUGUAAUGUUUGAACUCUUGACCAGAGCUAGCGUUAGCGGCUAA